This is a messenger RNA of Phragmites australis (common reed), 897 nucleotides long. RefSeq names its product upstream activation factor subunit UAF30-like. Bases 162 to 602 code for a protein of 146 amino acids. Gene Ontology annotation, cellular component: nucleus. NCBI's taxonomy places the organism in Eukaryota, Viridiplantae, Streptophyta, Magnoliopsida, Poales, Poaceae. The transcript has 2 exons. The record is from RefSeq and is a predicted model, not a curated record.
CAGAUAAGCUAACCCAUGUUUUAUAUAAGAGAAGAAGAGAAGCUAGUACUGUACUGCACACCCUGCAACGCAAAGUGACACCAAAACCCAAACCCUCGUCCCCCUCGCCAUUAUCCGAACCCGGACCAAGCCCUAAGCUACGACCACAGAACCGAGCCCAAAUGGCGGCCGCCCCCAUGCUCACCGCCGCAUCGCUGUCCUUCUCCGCGCUCCCGGUCCCGCGCCUCCGCGCUGCCCCUCCCGCCUCCUCCUUCGCUCCGCCGCGCCGCGUGGCUGCCGCACCCGUCGUCCGCGCGGCAGCCGCCUCGUCCAAGUCCCCGGCCGAGGCGGCGCCUUCGGCCCCGAAGAAGAAGAGGGCGACAGGCAUCACCUUGCCGAAGCCCGUUUCUCCGGCACUGCAGGCAAUCGUGGGCGCCCCGGAGAUCCCCCGCACCGAGGCCCUCAAGCGCCUCUGGGCCUACAUCAAGCAGCACAACCUUCAGGAUCCUGCGGACAAGAAGGUGGUUGUUUGCGAUGAGAAGCUGAAGGUUCUGUUUGCUGGGCGGGAGCGUGUUGGAUUCCUCGAUAUCGCGAAGCUUCUCAACCCUCACUUUGUGAAGUAAAAAGUCUCUUCCAUGGAGUUGUGUUAGCCUAGAUGGUUUAAAGCUUCUCAAGUCUCAACCCUCAGUUUGUGAAGUGAGAAGUCUCUUCCAUGGCGUUGAGUUAGCCUAUGGUUUCUAGUGAUCAUAGACAGUGCGUAGGUUGGUUUUGUUGGCCUGAAUUAGCUCGACUUCGUACUUAGUAGGAUUAUCUAGCUCUUUGCAGACAAUGUAUUGUGGCCUUGGUGGUAGUUAUCUGAAUCACUGGAUGUCCUUUAACAACCUUCAGCUCGAAUGAAGUUAGCGUGUGUGUUAACAA